AUGGCCAUCAACACGGACACCGACUUCCAGAGGUCCGCCUUGGGCGAGGGCGGAGGAGGCGCUCGGCCUGCGGACUCGCUGGAGACGGAGAAACUCCUGGCGCUGACCACCGAGCCCGGCGGAGACGGGAUGAAGAUCUCCACCUCGUUCACGGUCAACGUGGGCGGCGACAAGGGCCCGGAGGCCGACCAGAACGGCCACGGAGUCGCCGUGAGAUCGGGCUCCGUCGGGCAGCUGGCCGCCGCCGCCUCGCUCUCCCCGUCCAAGGCCAGUCUGAGCCGCUCCUCCACCGGGAACGCUACCGUCCAGGAGACCCCGAAGCCCAAGGAUUACCUCAUCCUGGUCAUCUUCUCCUGCUUCUGCCCCGUGUGGCCCGUCAGCAUUGUCGCACUGGUGUACUCCAUCAUGUCCAGAAACAGUCUCCAGGCAGGGGAUAUGGACGGGGCCAGGAGGCUAGGUCGACUGGCUCGUCUGCUCAGUAUCGUCUCCAUCGUCCUGGGUGUGCUCAUCAUUGUAAUCUACGUCUCAGUUUCAGGUACAGAAAUAAAGACAAUUGAAGAGGAUGAUCUACGUAUGAGAGAGUGA
Xiphias gladius (swordfish) is the source of this 585-nucleotide messenger RNA. It is a transcript of the gene trarg1a, whose product is annotated as trafficking regulator of GLUT4 (SLC2A4) 1a. Lineage: Eukaryota; Metazoa; Chordata; Actinopteri; Istiophoriformes; Xiphiidae. The record is from RefSeq and is a predicted model, not a curated record. Gene Ontology annotation, cellular component: membrane. The transcript is spliced from 3 exons. Bases 1 to 585 code for a protein of 194 amino acids.